AUGGGUGCCUCGUCGUCGGUCGGGAAGCCAUCCCAGGAGCUGCAGGAAGAGGAGUCGCUGGCGGCGUCCACGGGGUCCCUCCCCAUGCUUCAGAGCGUUUUUGCCGAACUCUCCCUUCCCGAAACGAGGGCUAUUCCUCUUAAAUCCCUCCAGGUAAUCAGAUAAUUAUCCAGAAACGUACCCAUCAGUCAUUGUUUUGGAAGAACUUUUUCGUGAGCUGAAUUGUCACGUCACGAGCGAUUUGGUGUUCUCGUGCGAUUACGCAUCUAUACCUUUCUAGGAUCCUGGUGAAGGUUGUCAGUCGCUUGGGUUUCUUGAUAAUGAGUUAUGUCUGUCUUCUUGUUUGUCAUUUAAGACUAGGUCUCACUACUUAGUCUUCGUCAUAUAGUAGAUAAUUAGUCAGUUUAAUUUCAUAUCCAUCCUUAAAGAGAGAUGUCAUGAACUCAAAGGAUCUCGACGGUGAAAGGGAAUCAGUUUAUUAUGAUGAACAUUUCUUUUUAAUCAACCUGCCGGUUGGGAAGUCCGGGAUUUUUGUCCAAAGUACAAAAGGACGAUGUAUUCCAUCGUCAGAAAACGUACAGUUGUCAACUCACAGGAUAGCAGUAUGUUUUCCUAGUAGUCGUCAACUUUAAUGCAUUUUUACUUACUAUUUUUUUACUCCUCUCUUAUUACACUUGUUGUGUUCUCACAGCAAUCGGUCCAAUAUUCAUUUUUUAGGAGACAUUUUCCCUACGCAUCGAGAAUUUGCAAACAGAAGUAUCUCCUAUGCCUGAACACUUUCAGGAAAUGUUGGUUAAUCUUGGCCCGUGUAUUGUUGAUCUCUUCUUCAACACAGGUAAGGAAGAUGUCGACUGGGUUGGUUUCUUGAAAGGUUACAACAGAUGCUGUGGAAGGAUGCCAUUGUCAGCAUCAAUUCAUAAUUUGUACAAAUUGUACUCUGAUUUAGGGAGAGAAGUUGGCAUUGGGUCAGGGAUUGCUUUUGAUCAUGAUACGGAUGUUGGUAAAAUCACUGGAAAUGUGAAAUUGAGUGAUGUGCUCAUGCUUCUUUGGUUGUGUUGGAUCAUGGCACAGGGCACUAAGAUUUCGAAAUAUUGCAAACAGUCAGCUUACAUUCUCCCUGAUGUAUAUCAUUUGAUAGCUUCAGCAUAUAUAUGUUCUCAUGAAACUGAUGGGUUGCCAAAUUCUCGAGAUGAUCAGCCUUUGGAAUUAGAAAAGCAGAUUUCUAUGCCAAAGCUUCACAUGUGGAUCCUAGCGACGAUCCCAGGCCUUUCACAUUGCUUGACACAAUAUGUUCAGGACAGAUUUCGUGCCUGCGUAACAUCAAAGGUAAAUCCUUCCUUUUGAGCAUUAGUGGGAACUUUGUUUAUGAUCUGUAGCAUGUUUUUUUUAGUUGUAACGUUAUGAAUUUUAGUGCUGGAAUUUUUGAUCCUUUGGAUUCACGAUCAAUUCGUUGUGCAAAAUCUUGAUGAUUGGUCGUAAGAAAUUUCAUUAUUUUUUCAUUUUAUUACAUUAAAAAAAAAACUGUUAUGCAACUGCCUUGGUUGAUCUGAUUCUGCAAGUUUCUUCGGAAAUAUAAUUAACUUAAAAUAAUUAUGUAUUUCUAUUUUGUAGCUGAACUAUGUCAAAUUCAAAUUCUAGUAUUAGGAUUUGUGACAUGAGUUUAAGGUGCAAAAAUAUUAGUAAUCUAGUUUGAAAAAAAAAAUUCCUAAGGGCUGUAGACGGAAUUUCUAUCCCACAAUGCUGUCUCGCUUUAUAUCGAUCCUUUUGAAGAAAGAUAUCCUGAGAUUCUUCAGAGUAUUUCAUUCUUUAUAAAUAUGUACAGGAUGACGUGGACUCCUCAUCUUCAUUGAUUGGUGAGAGUUCUUCCGUCAAUGUUCAUGAGAACUGUCUUUUGACAUGCGGAAGGGCCUGGGCAAUCUCACUUACAUUCCGAGAUACUGUGAAUGAAGAGCUUUCUCGAGCAUGCUUUCCCAGAAAAUCCACUGGAGCAUUUGAUAAUCUCCUGUACAGGUUUGUCAGCAUAACUUUGUGACCUUUUCAUUCGGCCAACCUACUACCCUCAACAUUUGGAUCAAUCUAAAUGUUGGGGGUUUAUUACCUGUAUGUUCUCGUCGAAAUUCCACUUAAAACGUGUACAUGAUCAUCGAAUGAAAUAUUUUUCCUGCUAUUUGCCCUUGUAUUGUUGCUGAACACAUAUGAGAAGUGUGUUUUCAGUAAGGAUUUCUUUUCCCUUUGGCAAACAGACCGCUUAAAAUUUGAAGUUUUUCAGUUUCAGAUUCUCUCCAUACUACUUUUUUAGCCUGAGGAAUUUGCAUUUUCCGAGCCAACGAUCUCGCGUUUAUUAGUUUAUGGUUUCCUAUAAGACCAUCUCUUUUAGAUUUUGUUCUUCAAACCUGAAAAAAGAAUGAAAUCAGGUUGGCCAGUGUGUUCCUAGCAGCUUCUGAUUCACUGUCACAUGGGGGUGUGUUGCUUACUGAAAUUGAGAUAGGAAUCAUGCAAUUAUGGGUGAAAGGAAACUAGUAACACAGGUUAGUUUCAUGCGCAACCUUCUUCGAGGCUGUCACCCCCUUUGUCAUGGUGAUGUGAUAUCUGGCCGCCCUGUCCUUCUUUGUCCCUUGGAGGCUAGACUAAAUCAUCUUCAUCUUUUCGUGGGAAAUAUAAUAAUCUUAGUUCGGACUAUUGUAUGUAAAUUUUCUUAAUGACCUUCAAAGAUUUCCCACGCUCAAUGCCUCUUGGGAGCAUUCCAUCUCUGGGGAUACAUAAAUAUGGUUUCAAAUCACAUUUAUUGAUUCCUUGUCCAAUGAAGUCCUUACAGGCUUCUACUCCCACCGAACAGAUCUCAAAAUCGACCUCACAGGCUGCCACUGUUUAUACAAUGCAAAAAAAAAAAAACCUAAUAUUUUCUCCACUAGAAAAAAAUCACUUAUACAGACGAACUCAGCACAUGUUUGCCGCCAUCAACAAGUUUCCAAGCACUUUGUGGAUGUUUUACAAUUAUUUUUUGUCCGAGGAACUCUCUGAUAUUAUUCUCCAUUCUUUUAACAGUUGAGGGAUGUUAGAGUAAGACAAGUUAAAAAAUCUCACGGCAGAAGACGGUUCAUAGGGAGUGCCUCGAGAGAUCAUAUGUUCUUCGAUGUCCUCCCAAAUACCAUUCCUGCAUCCGAUUCUUUGUUGAUUUAUUAUUAUGCUUUCUAGAAGAAGGGUUAAUCAGAGUAAACCCCCCCUUUUCAGCAGCCUUCGACGGCUUUUCUGCCAUUGCAUUGGAUCUUUAUUAGAAUAAACGGGAAGAACUUCGACAUGCAGGUCAUCUUUUCACGGAAAGGGACUAAGCAGAUUCUGGUCUAACGUGGAAGGUUACCAAGGGCCGGUGCUGCUUGUCCUAGCAGCAAAACCUGCGGAUGCUGCUGAUGGUGAAAGCAGUCAAGGAAAUCAUGUUAUUGGCGUCUUUACUGCACAAGGAUUUGAGAACGGGGAUGCAUUUUAUGGGGAGCCCGGAUAUCUCUAUGCACUGAGCCCAGUCUUCCGCAUCUUUUCUCACUCUGGUUGGCAUCCAGACAAAGUAGCUUUCUUCUUUUCCUUUCAAAAAUAUUCUUCAUCUCUGCUGACACUGCGCUGACGCUGAACAGGGAAAGACAAGAACUUUGUUUACUCUCGCCUGCAUCCUUCUGUGAGACAUUAUGAUCCCCACCCAAAACCCAUCGGCUUGGGAUUUGGGGGAUCGGUGGGCAACGAGAGGAUUUUCAUCGAUGAAGAUUUUUCCAGAGUUACAGUCCGGCACCAUGCAGUCGACAGAACAUACAAGCCCGGCCCUCUCUUUCCCAAUCAGGUAAAAGAAAAAAGAAAAAAAAAAGAAGGGAUGAUCUUGGAUUAAAUUAUGGGCAGGCUUCCAAAAUUUCUUGCCGUUGAUCAUGCCACCUCAAUCUACAGGGUUUCCUCCCCAGUGAAGCUUUCGUCCUGGAGAUCGAGGCAUGGGGUCUGGGUGGAAGAGCGGCCAGGGAGCAACAGGAAGCGUACAAGAGAAGAGAGCAGCUUUUCUCAGAGCAACGCCGCAAGGUUGGCCCUCGCCAUUGGAUUGCCGAUUCUCAUGUAUUUAGUUCUCGGAAAUUCAAUGGAUUGACGGAGGGUCAGAGCUCAUUGGAGAACUUUGACUUUAUUGCGCAGGUUGACUUGAAGACUUUUGCUGCUUGGGACGACUCUCCAGAGAAGAUGAUGAUGGACAUGAUCACCGACCCGAACAGAGUCCAACGCGAAGACCGCUAG
This is a messenger RNA of Spirodela intermedia, 4260 nucleotides long. The record is from the annotation of a GenBank genome assembly. Lineage: Eukaryota; Viridiplantae; Streptophyta; Magnoliopsida; Alismatales; Araceae.